Molecule: messenger RNA, 1535 nt
Organism: Gigantopelta aegis
Lineage: Eukaryota; Metazoa; Mollusca; Gastropoda; Neomphalida; Peltospiridae
Product: dynein light chain Tctex-type protein 2B-like
Exons: 1
Coding region: 585-1154 (189 amino acids)
Biological process (GO): microtubule-based movement
Cellular component (GO): cytoplasmic dynein complex; cytoplasm
Molecular function (GO): dynein intermediate chain binding
Source: RefSeq, a predicted model, not a curated record
UGAAGUAUCUUGUAGGUAAUGUAAUGUAAGGUUCAAGCUGAUAUGGUAAUCUAAUACUACACACAAAAAAAGCGUUCAGGUCAUUAAGAAAUUACAGUUUUUAAUACACCGGUAGUCGGAAUUUUGUAGAACUAACAUGACCGUUAUUCUUUGCAAAUGGCUGGUUUAUCCAGACAUUGAGUCCAUAUACAAAGAAGAUGUUUCGCUUGAUCUCUCGUUCAUAAGUUAACUGCUGGAAAGAUGAAAUUCGAUACGCAGCUUUGUUUGAUUCUCUUCAGUAAAUUGCUACAUUAUAUAGGCCUAUACAUUUUUUUUUUUUUAUCAAUUGGAUCUGUUGAGAACUGAAAACGUCAUUUAUUCGGCUAUCGAUGUUGCCAUCUUACAGUAUUUACAGCCGUAGAUACUAAGCUAUACUGUGCAUUUUGUGUUAUUCCUGUUUAUUUAUUUCAGCUUGUUUUAAAUUAACAGAUAUGUGUUGUAUGACGUAAGACUGUGGACAGUUUUAACAUUAUUCAGUUUCCAGUUCGUAAUAUAGGCCUACUACUACUAAUAAUCUCGUCUAAUACAUUAACGGAUCAGACAUAAUGUCCCAAAACAGACGACAAUCCAUCCGGCCAUCUGACAUCGAUCAGUUGCGUCAGCUGCCAAAUCCGGAGAGCAUCGGCGAUCGUCGCAGAAGCAUCUACACCGUUGGGACGGGACGCCGAAGCAGCAGCAUCCACUCAGGACAGCUCUCUCUCCUGGCGGUGCGAAAAUUCAACAAGAAAUUCGGCCGAGCCGAAACGGCGUUCAAGAGCGUCAACUAUGAAGCCACGUACCGCAUGGAGCCAAACGUGACAUUCAGCCCCCCGAGCGUCAAGCGGAUCAUCGUGGAGACGCUGAAGGACCUGUUGGAAGAUCAGGAGUACGAUCCCAUGAGCUGCUCUUCCAUGUGUCGGUCGGUGGGUGAGGAGGUCAAAGACCGAGUGAAGCUGCUGGGAUACGACCGAUACAAAAUCGUCGUGAUGGUCGUCAUAGGGGAGAAGAAGGACCAGGGUGUCAUGGUCACGAGCCGGUGCGCCUGGUACACCAAGUUCGAUAACUUUGCAGAAGGUGCCUACCAGAACAAACACCUGUUCUGCAGUACCCAGGUGUUCGGACUGUAUUUGGAUUGAUGAUUCCCAGGUGUGACUAGUGAUUUCAUACAUUUAUACAAUUCAAGUAGGCCUAGCAGUUUUAUAUGUAUACAAUUUUUAUAUAUAUUUUUUUAAAUUUAUUAAUUUAUUUUAUUUUAUUUUUUGUUUGAAUUCUCAUUCUUUGUUAAUAUUUAUAAUAAAGUUUAAAAACAGCUACAGAUAUCAGACUAUAUUCUUAAUUUUGAAUAACUACUUUACACGGGAAAAGUUUGUAGCCAUGACAAUAUAGCAGGUUAAAUAAACAGUUUUUAAAAAGUUACAAAUGAUACAUUUUUAAAUAAUUAUUGGAGGAUAUAUUUUGAAUGUUAUAUAUUUUAUUUUGUAAAUUGCUAAAUUUAGAAUUUUUCAUGUCGUUUUUGU